Molecule: messenger RNA, 1152 nt
Organism: Cryptococcus wingfieldii CBS 7118
Lineage: Eukaryota; Fungi; Basidiomycota; Tremellomycetes; Tremellales; Cryptococcaceae
Exons: 4
Coding region: 1-1152 (383 amino acids)
Biological process (GO): regulation of transcription by RNA polymerase II; chromatin remodeling
Cellular component (GO): NuA4 histone acetyltransferase complex; Swr1 complex
Molecular function (GO): histone binding
Source: RefSeq, a predicted model, not a curated record
AUGUCCAACGAAAGAAUAAGGGGAAUACACGUCCACCGCCCCGUCAUAUACGGCUCUCACGCCAGGCUUCUCACCGAGGCAGAGCGUCAACUCGCACCGCCAGGCCAUACGCACCGCUGGACUGUUUUCAUCAACUCUGCCGCCUCCCCACCUCCUUCUGAUGCCGAGGACAUCGACUAUCUGCCAGGCGGGGCGGAUGACAUGAUGAUUGACAAACCCCCAUUCAAAGUCUCGGAAACAGGAUGGGGUGAAUUCACCGUCGCUAUCCGGAUCCAAUUCAUCAACGAAUCCCUCGAAAAACCCUUAAACUUUACGCACAACAUCAAGCUGCACCAUAUGAACCAGCCUGCCGACCUGCCGGUGGUCACUGCGGCGCCCUCGGAAGCUGGGGCAGAAGGCAGUGUGGCUGGUGAAGUGAAGGAAGAAGCGGAAGAAGGUGUCAAGAUGGAAGUCGAUACUCCGGCAGAGACGCCUAUCGACACACCUGCUCCUACUGCAGCCCCCGCUCCAGCCCCUGCUGCUGCACCCGGCCCAGAAAGCACUCCUGCCCCAUCAGACCCUUCUCAACAGGCCCCCCCAUCCACAUCCACCCCCGCUCCCGAAACCGCCCCCUCCACACCCGCUUCCUCCCUCCCCGCCCCAUAUGCCGCCCCAGUCCACUCCUGGCAAUACGACGAAAUCGUCUUCCACGACCCUCCCAGGGUCUUCCUCGAUAUUCUCAAUGCACACCCACCGACGGCCCUGCCGCCCAAGAAUAGAAGGGCGUUUUUGACGCAGAGGCAGGAGGCGGAUGGGAAGAAGAAAAAGUUGAAUAGCGGGCUUGCUGGGAGGAGUGCGCCUCCGAGUGCUGCUGGGAGUGUUGCGGGGAGGAGCCGGGCGGGGACGGCAGAAACUGGGGCUGGAUUUCUUGGUACACCGGCACCAGACAUGGGCCAGCCUAUACCCAACAUUCUCGGAGUGGUGGGCAAUCAAAUGAGCACGCUGGAUGUACCGUUAGAGUUUUCGCAAGAGAUGGCAAAGGGAGAGAACAACUUGAUGGUGGAGGCGAGGAUCAAGAUUGUGGACCAGAUGGACCAAUGGAGAGAACGUCUGAUUGCGUUGGAAAAGGAGCUAGUAGCGGCCAAGGAAGAGGUCAAGUCCACGGCUUUGUAA